AUGGAUUUUCGAGCAACAAUCUUGCAAGGACACAUCCACCAGAUCAAAUGCUUAGCUCCAACUCCUAACAAGAGCAACAUAAUAUCGGCAGACUGUGGCCCGGACGCCGCGAUUAUCAUCUGGGAUUCUUCCACCGGACAGCUUGCAGAAUACUGUUCCAAGCAGGUGCUUUGCAUUUGGGAUGUUGAGAUCUCUAAUGGCGAGCCGCUUGCUGCCGCUGUUGUGGCCUCCAAAAAACCGCAAACUUGCGUGCGCUUCAAUGGGGGUGAUCAAACUGAGCUUGUCACCAAUGGACAAAAGAGUGUUUACUUUUGGAGGCAUGAGAAUGCUAGAGGAUCUUUGGAGGGGCUGAAAGCUGUUCUAAAGGCAGCGGAGUUGAAACAAGCGGUUGGAUUGUUUACAGUCACAACCUUUGUACCGAAUACCGCAUUCGCUAUAACUGCAACAACUGAUGGCGAUGUAGUUGUAUGGGAGCAGUAAGCAUCGUACCAAAAGAGCCAUCUAGCUCGCUGACUGAGAGCUACCAAAGUGAUCAAGCUUCACAACUCGGCAAUUCUAGUAAUGACAACAAUCAAGCAGUAUGUUGCAACCGGAGGGUCAGAUGGCUAUUUACAUUUUUAUGAUUCAAGAAUAGGUCUCACUGGGUGGUUUGAGGAGCUAGCAGCAGGCGAGGUUACUUCCCUCUCAUUCUCUGCUAUUGAAGAAAGUGAAGAUGAAGUUGCAUAUAACUCGCUCAAAGGUGAAGAGGUAACAGAAUACCUGCCAGAGACUGUUCAAUCUAUGACUGGACAUCCUUUGCUGCCUUGCUUUGCAACUAUUAGCACGGAUGGAUUGUUUCAGCUUGUUAAUGCAGAAACUUUGGUAGAUAUACAGAGCUUCUCAUUUUCGUCAUCUACCCUUCACAAGGAUGACGGAAGGUGGUUAUACAUUGGUAAAUACAGGUCUCAUGCGAGGCCCAUUGUUGGUUUGCAGUUUAUUCUGGACCGUCGGGGUCUCAGCAGAUUAUUCUCUGUUGCUCAGGUGCAAGUGCUUGUCACCGACGAAGGGUUUAAGUUGCGGGUCUAUGAGACUGAUAACUACAUUUGCGAGAAAACAUUUCUUGGUCCAAGCUUUGGAAAUCCUGUGAGCCAGAUGGUCAGGCUUCCUGGCGGUGAAGCUGGAAAGGAUUAUCUUGCAUAUGUAACCAGAGAACAAAUUCUCGGGAUAACAACAUUUCCAGCUGCCGAUCAAAUGAACUUGCACAUUAUGGGUGUUGUAGCCCAUGCCGGUGCUAUAACUUCGAUGGCAAUAUCGCACGAUUCACAAUAUAUUAUGACAGCGGGAAUCGACAGGCAUGGAAAAGAUUUUUUUUUUUUUUUUGAACUAGCACUAAAUCAGUUUUCUCCUGGCAGCAUUGUCAUUGUUUGGAGGGUGAGCAUGCCGUUGCUUGACACUGCUCUGGAAGACGAAUGGAAUCGUGCAGGUCCUUAUCCAAUGCUGCCACCAGGUGCCGAAGGCAGAAUGAUUCUGCAGAGCUUAAGGGAACAGUUUUUCUGCUCACAGAUCCGUGCACAGGUAAAUAAGCACAUAAUAGACGUGAAAUACUUUUUAUUUCAGGGAGAGGAUUUCCUGGACGAGCGUAAUCUAGAUAAAACAACUCCACUGGAGCAGCUUCCCGACAUUCUACGUUCGGUGGGGGUUUAUCCAUCAAAUUCAUACAUUCGCGACAUACUUCACGAAAUCGCUCUCCCCUCCGAGCGAGCCAAGCAGACACCGCCAAACAGCCUCGACUUUGAGAGCUUUGUGACGCUCUACGCAAACCACAAGUCGAUGAUCGAGUACAAUGCGUCACUCUUUCAAGUUGCUUUCAACAUCCUCGGAGCUGAUCUAUCGACGGGAAAGUUCUCUCGAGACACCCUGUUUACACUCCUUCAAACGGAGGGAGAACCUCUUUCAAAGGAAGAGCUCCAAAAAUGCGUGGAUGUUUGCAUGGGCGAGGCGAUCGACCUCCAAUCGCUACCAAAGGAAAUCAAUGGCUCAGUAUUUGUUGACACGAUACUGGGCCUCUAGCCUGUAAAUUUUUCCCGACCCCAUGCAUGUCAUACGAGCGUGGCACUGACACGUGUCGCGACAUGAAUUAAAUUCAAGAAAACGAGAGAGA
This is a messenger RNA of Selaginella moellendorffii, 2140 nucleotides long. RefSeq names its product cilia- and flagella-associated protein 251-like. Gene Ontology annotation, molecular function: protein binding. NCBI's taxonomy places the organism in Eukaryota, Viridiplantae, Streptophyta, Lycopodiopsida, Selaginellales, Selaginellaceae. The transcript has 15 exons. The record is from RefSeq and is a predicted model, not a curated record. Gene Ontology annotation, cellular component: motile cilium.